Molecule: messenger RNA, 1587 nt
Organism: Pseudoliparis swirei
Lineage: Eukaryota; Metazoa; Chordata; Actinopteri; Perciformes; Liparidae
Product: zinc finger protein 235-like
Exons: 2
Coding region: 31-1029 (332 amino acids)
Biological process (GO): regulation of transcription by RNA polymerase II
Molecular function (GO): RNA polymerase II cis-regulatory region sequence-specific DNA binding; DNA-binding transcription factor activity
Source: RefSeq, a predicted model, not a curated record
UCCGCCUCCGGGAGACAGAGAGCAGAAAACAUGACCAAACUGGAGCUGCUGAACGCUUUUCUGAACGACAGGCUCACUGCGGCCGCCGACGAGAUUUUCCGCGCCGUGAAGAGCACAGUGGUGGAGUACCAGAGCGAAAUCCUGCGCUCCAAGGAGGAGAACGAGCGGCUUAAGCGGCUCCUGAACGUCGCCGUCCAGCGGCUCCUGCUGCAGUCAGAGCCUCACUCUGACCAGCCCCAAGAGGACGCUCAGCCCCAAGAGGAUGCUCCGCCCCAAGAGUUCGAGUGGAGAUGCGACGUGGAGCUGCUGUCGCAGAUCAAAGAAGAGCCAAACCUCAAAAACUGUCUGGCGGGUUUUUCGCAAGAAGCGAACGACUCAGAGGAGGGAAACUGUAGUCGCGUGGAGCCACCACAGAGGUCACAGCCGCCGCCCGCACUAACAGCGUGCGGCAGACGGAGUCCGUCCCCAGGUCCAUUGACAGCGCAGGAGGUGAAGUCAGAGAGCGUCGGGGAGGCCCACAGCUCACCGCCCUCCGGGACUGUUCAUCCAAACUGCAGAGCGGCUCAGGGUGAUGCUCAAGGCGGCGCCGCAAAGAGUCACAGGACGCCGAGGACGGAGCAGCAGGCGAGAGGGUUCCUGCGUUCAAGCGGCAAGCAGAGCGCCCACAUACUGCAGAUCAAGAACAUCAGAUCCCUGAAGCCGCCGCCUCCUCGCUCCUCUCACCCGAGCCAGAGCAUCCAGAGGUGGCACAGCUGCAAGGAGUGCGGGAAGGGCUUCAGCUUUGCCUGCCAGCUGGAGGUGCACAUGCGCUGGCACACCAAGGAGAAGCCGUACAGCUGCGCGGUGUGCCGGAAGAGCUUCACCACGGUCAGCAUGCUCAAGAGGCACCACCGGAUCCACACGGGGGAGAAGCCCUUCCGCUGCCACGUCUGCGGGAAAUGCUUCAACCAGUCGGCGCACCUCAACACACACUUCCGGCUGCACACCAGAGAGAGGGCCGGCUGGGGCCGAGCGCCGCACCCCAAGUGAACAAAGACUGGAGACUAGCCCCGACAUGUGUGAACUCUGUAAGGCUUUCACGGGCCAAGUGUCCGCUGCACACCGUGGACAAUGAUGGUGUUUGACUGUGUGUCUUGUCUCCUGUGCAAUAAAGUGUGGUACGUUACCAGUUAGGCUCCACUGAUUGGGCAGUUGGACACGCUCGAAGGAAUUAAAUGGACACUUUUGUGAAACCUUUGAGUUCAUAUCUUAGAUGUGCAGACAUUUAGACAGUGUAGGUUAUUUUGAGCUGGAAAUGAGAAAAAUAUGCGCCCACCAUGUCAAUUAUGAUUGCAACUUUUGGGAGUUCCUGGGACAGGGAUGUCGUAUGUGUACAGAUUGUAAAGCCCUCUGAGGCAAAUUUGUAAUUUGUGAUUCUGGGCUGUACAAAAUAAACUGAAUUGAAUUGAACUCGUGAAUGCGUUGUAAAACCGAGUGACAAGGAAGAGAGGCCUAACUGGCUUCCCGCCCUCAAAGAGGAAGUUGGUGGGAGAGAUAGUUCAUAUUCAAGUGGGUUUUGGGAAAAAUAAACUUGUGUGUGUGACCCUC